Molecule: messenger RNA, 2376 nt
Organism: Oncorhynchus gorbuscha (pink salmon)
Lineage: Eukaryota; Metazoa; Chordata; Actinopteri; Salmoniformes; Salmonidae
Product: cyclic AMP-responsive element-binding protein 3-like protein 1
Exons: 13
Coding region: 249-1856 (535 amino acids)
Biological process (GO): regulation of transcription by RNA polymerase II
Molecular function (GO): DNA-binding transcription factor activity, RNA polymerase II-specific; cAMP response element binding
Source: RefSeq, a predicted model, not a curated record
UUGAUUGAACUAGAGGACACCUCGCAUCAUAACAACUCAUAUAAAAUCUAAAAUCAUAUCUUAAUAAGCACAACAACCUAUUGAGUCGCGGGAUGCAUAACAAAAUUAUAGUUGUAUAAGAGACAGCUCAGAACAUAGUAGCCUAAAACAGCUGUUGUCAUCGGUUUUUAACAUUUUUCACUAUUUACCUUCUAUUGCUUUUGUGAAAAUAUAUUUUAUCAUAGAGUUUAAUUAUAGUAAUUGCACUUAUGGACACCAUUCUGGACAAUUUCGCCCCGGAUAAACUUUUCCCCAGUGCCAACCUGUUGGACCUUGAGGAUUUGAAUGAAGGGGAUUUUCUCAACAAUGUGCACUUCUCGGAGCAGAUGGAGGACUUCUCCAACGAGCUGUUCAGCAGCUUCUUUGAUGACCACCUCCUGGCCGACAGGAACCCACUGUUGGACAUGGAGAUGGACCCACCCAACCCUGACAUCCAGCAAGAACACAGCUACUCCCUGAGCGGAGACUCGGCCCCCCAGAGCCCCUCCAUGUCCAUCAAAAUGGAUGAGGAAGCAGAGUUUGAAGGAAUGUGGUCUUUCAGCCAGGACCUGACAGCUAUCCUGGUAAAGCAGGAGCCUGAUCAACAGGCAGAGCCUUCCUCUACAGUCCCCUCCAUGGGGAACUCAUGCUUCCAGCCUCUCAACCUCGCCCCACCACCUCACAGGAGCUCAUCGGGGGACACAGGCUCCAAAGAGUUGAACCUCAACCCCACACCUGCAAUCAAAGAUGAACCCAGAGAGGUGAACCAGUUCCUCAACAUCCCUUCAGUCCAGCAGCACCACAUGUCCAGUCUAGCCCUGCCUCCCUUCGCAGAGCGCAGUCUGAACAAUAACGUCUGCAUUGUGUCUGCCUCUGCCUUUGACAAAAUGAUCAGCUGCAGCUCCCCCACCCCUCCCAGCAGCCAUGGCAGUGACAGUGAUGGAUCCCAGAGCCCCCGCUCCAUGCCCCCUUCCAGCCCAGCCCGCCUACAGGCCCGCUCCUCCGCUGCCAUAUCCUCCUCACCCCUCCUUACUGCCCCACACAAACUACAGGGCACUUCAGGGCCCCUGAUGCUGACAGAGGAGGAGAAACGCACCCUGAUCGCUGAAGGUUACCCCGUACCCAACAAGCUGCCCCUCACCAAGACCGAGGAGAAGGCACUGAAGAGGGUUCGCAGGAAAAUAAAAAAUAAGAUAUCUGCCCAGGAGAGUCGCAGGAAGAAGAAGGAGUACGUGGAGUGCCUGGAGAAAAAGGUGGAGAACUACACAUCUGAGAACAGUGACCUGUGGAAGAAGGUGGAAACACUGGAGAGUGCUAACAGAACUCUACUCCAGCAGCUCCAGAAACUCCAGGUCCUGGUCACAGGAAAAGUGCCCCAAUCCUACAAAAUGGCCUCAACGCAAACAGGAACAUGCCUUAUGGUGGUGGCGCUGUGCUUUUUCCUGGUGCUGGGCUCCCUUGUACCUUGUCUGCCUGAGCUCUCCUCCCUGUCCCAUACCGUGAAGUCCUCCUCGCCCCUCCCCUCGGCUGAUGUCUACACAGCCAGCCAGGUCCGCUCCCGCAGCCUACUCUUCUACGACGAGAGCUCCUCGUUGGAGGACGGUCACGGGGGCUUCCUGAAGAUGGAGGGGGACGGCUCGGAGGGGGCGCCCCUCGACUCCACCGAGGACCGGUCGGCACAUGACAGCCACGGAGGCGAACACGAGAACACCAAGUACCUCAGCAAGGUUCACUCCGAUCCGGUGGACUACAACAGGACCGGCGCCCAGUUCCUCCAAGAAGAGCCGCAGUACCACAAAAUAGAGCCAAACCCCGAAGGAGGAGAGGAGUACUUUUAACCUUGAGGGGCGGAGCUGCCAAAAACACAGGCUCUCCAGACUCCUUACCCAUGUGGAUGUGUAGUGACACUACGGCGCCCCCUAGUGUGCCACCCCCAACCCACCUCUCCCUGCACUCCCUGACCUCCUGCAGUAGCUCCCUGGCCUUCCUGUUCCAUCCCAUUCCCUGAAGUCCCACCUGAUAGAGAGGAUGAAGAGGGUAUGUGAAGAAGAUAGAAAUGACGGGCAACUCCAUUCAAAGCUCCACAGGAACUUUUUCAUCUCUGACUGCUGUGUUUGACUGGAGGCAGAAGCAGGGAGUGAGAGGGGUUUGAAUUGAGUAACUUGUUGAAACAUCUGUGUGCUCUGUGUGUCUGUCUGCACGUUCAACUGGGUGAGUGUGGUUGCAGUGCUUCUGUGCAGAUGAAGUGCUCCUCAGAUUCCAUCACACUGUUGCUUUUUCAAGGACUUCUACAAAUAUUUAGAACACAGGGGGGUACUUCAGGUGUAGGGGGAUCUAUAGCAAAUGGGAUAGGAGGGU